Messenger RNA from Uranotaenia lowii, 633 nucleotides. RefSeq lists its product as uncharacterized. The record is from RefSeq and is a predicted model, not a curated record. The transcript has a single exon. Lineage: Eukaryota; Metazoa; Arthropoda; Insecta; Diptera; Culicidae. Bases 1 to 633 code for a protein of 210 amino acids.
AUGGAAAAGGCAGAAUUUGAAGAGGAAAAGCAUAAAAUCCUUGAGGCGGGUGUUUUGAACGGUUUUGACAACGAAUUUGUCCUCAAAAUUCUCCGGAAACAUGCCAGAAAAAAGUACCGAAGUGAUGCCACCACCUUUAGGCCAGAGAAAGAAGAGCCCUAUAGAGUUAGCCUGCCGUUCCACCCUAAACUAACUAAUGGGAUAACAAAAAUCCUUUCUCAACAUGGCCUGAAAUCAGCAUACAAGAGCGGCAACACCCUUAAGGAUCGGUUGGUCUCCUUGAAGGAUAAGAUCCCGCAAGAUGAGAGAUCCGGAAUUUAUGAAAUUCCCUGUGAGAGUUGCUCAGCUGUAUACAUUGGCCAAACUCGUCGUAAAUUUAAAGUUCGACUUAAAGAACACAGAAACGCUGUAGACAACAACAGGGCCAAUGAAUCUAGCGUAGCUACCCACGCAACGGAAAUGGGUCACUCCAUUAACUGGGAAAAAGUGACCUAUAAGAAAUGUGUAAGAAAAGCCUCACAUUUGAACGCAUGGGAGUCUAUGUUUAUUAGCACUUCAGAGAAACCGCUAAUGAAUGAAGAUGACCCACCAAUUAUGUCGCCGCUUUUCACCUUCACCAAAAGAAAAAUUUAA